AUGAACGAAAGCAGAGAGCGAUUUCGACGCGAGAGGGAGAGGGAGAAAAAUACAUACACCUCUCCUCGUUUGGCACUUCGUCGCGUGCUGCUGUUGGCUGAAGGGAGACAGUUUCGGGAAGCGGCUGCCAUCUUGUCCAGACUUGGUCCGGGCGUGUUACAGAGUGUAGCAUCUGAGCUGCCGAUAGAUCUUCUUAUUGAAGCUUUACCACAUUCUACACAUUUAAUUGAAACAUUAUUAAAUAGGUUAGUUUCAUUAGAAAUCACUCCCCGCCCGGACUUGCAAUGCGAGGCAAUCGCGUGGCGACUGGUCGGUCUUCUCGGCGGAGACCAGGGUACCGGUCUGCGGGCGAGGACAGCCCGGCUAGCGACCGCGUUGUUCCAAUACAUGCCUGAUGCGAGGGACGCGGUGGAUGCUCGAAGGAGACAGCUGGAUUCUGCUGUACAAGGGUUGGGCACUCAUGGUCUAACAGCAGACCCCUCGGGCUCCCUCAUCUCAUUACACAUCGCGAUGAAGAACGAGUUGCAGAGGCACGUGGAGGUGUACAAGCAGGCACUGCAUAAAUUCGAAGAAUUGUCGUCGGUGACGCUCCACAGCGAGCCAGCGUCAUCUUCACACCAGCGGCUGCUGUCGCUCUCGCACUGCGACGUGGAGCGGCGGCUCAUCGACAACAAGUCGCUGCUGACCGCCGUGGACAAGCCGGCGCUGCGCCAGCUGCCCGCGCUGGUGGGGCAGCUGGCGGCGCGCGUCGACUGCGACAAGGCCGUGCUCGCCUGCCUCGGCCACAUCCGCCGCACCGACCCCGCCGUCGACCUCAGUGAUACGCGACCGGUGGCUGGGGUGCUGAUGAACUACUCCCGCGGCUGCGCGGCGCUGCUGUCGUUGAUGUCGGAGGGAGAGAGGGAAAGUGCCUCUCCCUUUCCUUCGGGGGAGGGUGAGAGGGAAGGGGUGAUUAGCGGCGGUGAGGCAACGCCGCGAUCGCACACGGACUCUGCCAGCGAUGGUUAUCACUCGGACAGCGACGACUCGCAACAGCAUCCUGACAGGAGUGCUCUGGUGUCACAGUACGCAGCCGUUUGGACGAAAGCAGCCGAGGAAGUGCUGCCAGCAUUAGGAGCUCUCGAGCAGCUCCAGCAAACACCAAACCUUAAGUACAAGAUCGUGUUCUCUGUGGUUGUACUGUCGUUCCGAGCUACAAUCAGCCUACGAGACAAGCGUAUUGCUGAAGUCAAGGCGCUUUUGGGCGCCGAAGGUGACUCGUCACCCGCUACAGCCAAUUUUGUGGCUUCCGCUAUGCGCCUUUUGAGGAGCACAGCGCACACAUUCCCACUAGGCGAAGCUGAGAGAACUGUUAUUAAUCAGGUUGUGAGCACUCUGCGCGAGUACCCGUGCCUGGCGUCGUGCGGCGCGCUGCACGCGCUGGCGGCCGCGAGCUGCCGCGCCGCCUGGGCGCUCGCCGCGCGCGCGCCGCCGCUGCGCAUCGACACCGACUUCACGCCCGUGGUAAUGAAUCCGGAACGACAUGUCCGCCUCCACAACAGCUCCCGCCGCUCGGACCUCAUCAAAUCAUUCGUAUGGCCAGCACUUAUGGAUGGAAAUCGGUGUGUUUUCCGCGCUGUGGUUUUGACUUGA
Messenger RNA from Parnassius mnemosyne (clouded apollo), 1632 nucleotides. The record is from the annotation of a GenBank genome assembly. Lineage: Eukaryota; Metazoa; Arthropoda; Insecta; Lepidoptera; Papilionidae.